Molecule: messenger RNA, 2995 nt
Organism: Oreochromis niloticus (Nile tilapia)
Lineage: Eukaryota; Metazoa; Chordata; Actinopteri; Cichliformes; Cichlidae
Product: prostaglandin D2 receptor 2
Exons: 2
Coding region: 617-1702 (361 amino acids)
Biological process (GO): complement receptor mediated signaling pathway; phospholipase C-activating G protein-coupled receptor signaling pathway; positive regulation of cytosolic calcium ion concentration
Cellular component (GO): plasma membrane
Molecular function (GO): G protein-coupled receptor activity; complement receptor activity
Source: RefSeq, a predicted model, not a curated record
UAUGGGCUCUGAACAAAAUAUUUUCUGUAGUUUUACACAUUUAUCAUGUAAAAAAACAACAUAAGCUGUUGAAUUGCAUUUUUUAAAUCUUAUAUUAACAUAUGCCAGGGAUUAAAUGUGUAGUUAAAUGUCCUUGCACUGACAUUAUUGCAAAGGUUCUUCAAUUGUCUGCAUGCUGGGCGGAGACAAACAAACAAACAAAAAAUGCAACUCAGUCUUACAGCAAAGUGUGAAAUACGCACUCCAGUCCACUGUGUUCAUCAUGCUUUUCUCCUUCCUAGUGUAAAAUGGGCACACAUGUAGAAGCUGCAUUACCAGCAGGAGGAGAUUUUUAAAGCCACGAAGUUGCUAGAUAGAGGCAAACGUGAAAUGGACACAGUGGACCGGCGUGUCUAUUACAUGAUACUGGGUUGAAAAACGUCUUUUUCUUUCGGCGCAUUUGUGCUACAAUCAACUGAUUGUAGUUCAUAUGCAUGGAGAGGGAUAAUGGUGGAGGUGUAUACAACUUCUGAGAAGUGGAGAUAGGAAUACUCCAAUGGCCCAAAACAACAAGCUGUGAAGCACGUCAUCUGAACUGCAACCACCCGACACGACGACAAGAAAUUUUUCAUCCAAGAUGACUGAAAAUAGCAACCAUAAUGUAUCCAGCCACCCUGUAGGAUCCCAUUCUUUGAAUGUUUUUACCAUUACCCUCCAUGGCAUUUUCGCUACCAUUGGCAUCGUGGAAAACCUCCUCAUCGUUGCAGUGGUGGGCUUCCAUGUCCGUCGCUCCAUCAUUAGCAUCUGGAUCCUGAACCUCGCAGUCUCUGACCUGCUAGCCACUUCUUGCCUGCCCUUCUUCACCCUGUACAUGGCCCGGGGCAAAACCUGGACACUGGGGACAACUUUCUGCCGCAUCCAUUCCUCCAUCUUUUUUCUCAACAUGUUCGUCAGUGGCUUCCUGCUGGCGGCCAUUUCUCUGGACCGCUGCUUGGUGGUGCUAAAACCUGUCUGGGCCCAAAACCACAGAAACAUCCGACUAGUUAAGAAGAUAUGUGGGGUGAUUUGGGCCAUGGCUCUGAUCUGCACUAUCCCCUUCUUCCUGUUCCGUGAUGUCAUCCCUUUAAAAGAUGGACGGAAACUCUGUUACUAUGAUUAUGCACGAUUCCUGCCUGAACCAAAGAAUCAGACAAAUAAUAUACCUAUAAUUAAACAGCGGAAAGAAGGACUGGCAAUAAUGAAGCUGUUUUUUGCCUUCUUAAUCCCUUUGGUCAUCAUCAUAGUGAGCUAUGCUGUUGUACACUCCAUAAUAGCAAACAGAUGUAACCGUCGCCCUUUCCGUUUUGUUCGGCUUGUAGUGUCUGUGGUGGUGAGCUUUGUACUCUGCUGGGCACCCUACCACAUAUUCAUUGUCAUAGAAGUGAUGGCUCCAAACUCUCACUCUGUUCAGGGUUUUAUAAUACAGGCCCUCCCAGUUGCAGCGACGAUCGGCUUCCUCAACAGCGUCCUCAAUCCUGUUCUGUAUGUGUUCAGCUGCCCUGACCUGUGCAAUAAGAUCCGACAUUCUCUCGGUGCAGUGAUGGAGUCUGUUCUGGCUGAGGAUCUUGCAGAGUUUGCCCGGCGCCGCAGCACAGCUCGGAGCUCUAUCGGCAACUCUGAGAUAAUGAUGAGAAAGAAGCAUUCCCUUGCAACUCAGGAAGAAAGUAUGAGUACUUCAGUUUAGAAGUAAAACAUACCAUGUCUUCUUUAGUAAGUGCAAAAAAGGUUUUAUUUAACUCAACUGCACAUAAAAAAGUUCCCUGUUGUCUAACACAUAUAACUCAGACAAUACUUUUUCACAAGAAGAUUACCUGUUUUACUAUAGCAUUAAUACAAUGCUAUAGUAAAACAGGUAAUCUUCUCCAUCCAUCAAUCAAGUUAUUGGUGCCCCAUCUAGGAUUAAGAGUAUGUUUUAUUAUAAAUUAACAUCACUGGGAGUUCAUGUUUGGAACUGUGUUAAAGGCGUUCCCAAAUGUAAACCAAAGAAUAUAUCUAUGAGACUUCAUGUCAUAUCUUAUAUCCUCUUUAACAUUCUCGACUUUAUGAAGAUUUGUCUAUUUAACAUGUGGAUAAACUAAAAUCCAACCUUAAUCCUGACACUGGAUGGAGCACUUGUGACCUGAUGGAUAUUAUGAGGUUUCUGUUGUUUUCAUAUGCGUCUUCAUGUAUUUAGACAAUGAUAGCAGACAUUUGUCUUUAAAAUAAUUAAAUUUUAGAAAUGGCCUUUCUUUUUCAUAACAGAAAGAGCAAAGAAGAGCAAAGUUCACUCCAUGUCCUUUUACAAACUUUCUUUGCUUCUUAAUUCUAUCUUUUCAGAUUAAAGGCAUCCAGUAAUUGGUCUAAUCUGCUGGAGACUUUUUGACUAAUACAAUACAACACAGUCAACACUCAAUACAAAAUAUCCAUCAGUCCUUGUUUCAGUAAAAAUAUCUAGCAGUGCUUGUUUGUGCUUGAUAUAGCGAUACAUUGCAUAAAAAUAGAGAAAGAUAGCUUUAUCAUUUAAUUUUAGCUUUUCAGUACAAAGUCCUAGACUCAUUUGUAUUAGUGAAUUAUAUGUAAUGUCUGUGCUCUAGCAAGAAAAACCAGUUUAGUUAGCAUUACUAUACAGUCAUGUGCAGUAUGUCGCUAAAUUUGCAAACUUCUCUUGUUUUGAGGGUGUUUGGGUGUUUGAUGAAAAUGUAAAUUUAGUUUAAAGUAGUAACGUUUUUUUGCUUUGUAAAUAACCGAAACUUAGACUGCUUAAGAAAUGUGUAAUGUGUUUCUCACUAGAUGUUAUCAGCAGCUGUAAGCGCCUACAGCAGCAUUUUUUUUUUCAGAUGCAAAACAUUCGGUUUCCUUUUAUGAUGAAAUUGCUCACGCUGUUUAUGAGAAAGAGUGUAUUGCACCUUUACUUUAGUGCUCAUUUAUAUGCUGUCAAUACCUUUUAGCAGUAAAGUGACAUUUUAGAAAAUGAAUAAAAGAAAAGAAAAGCAUCCUG